CCCUCACAACCGCCCUCUCAGUUCACUGUAAUUGUGAACUCUUCAACCAGCAUCACAGCUUCAUGGCAGUUACCUCCAGUAGGCUCCAGACAUGGAAUCGUCAAAGGAUAUAAAAUAUUCUAUAAAAAGAAAGGCUCAGGUUUUGCAACCACCCUGACACUAGACAAUGGAAACACAUCAAGAAGAGUUACCAAGCUUGAUGAAUACACUGAAUAUGAAUUUCAAGUGUUGGCUUUCACUUCUGCUGGUGAUGGACCAAACAGUUCUUCUGUUUUCAGGAAAACAAUGGAAGAUGGUGGGAACUGUUUACUCUUUAACCAACAUUUUAAUAAACUCUACCAUUGUAGUUGUUGAGAUAAGGGUGAUUUUACUGAUCGAUUCAAGUUGCUACCUUUCAAAUGUAGACUCUAGGCUCAAAUAGUUCACCUCGCCUCUUCAAUUGCUUUUUUCUUGAUACUAAGAAGAUUUCCUUUUUCAUGCGUUGGAUUAAAUCAACUCUUAACAGCUUCUUUUGAAGACCUGAGAUGUAUAGUAAUUUUUAGAUGAUCCUUAAGGAAGCGCCAGUUCCUUUCACACAAAAAUAUGGUGGCAGUACAUCUUCACGUUAAAUGUGUCCCAAAUGCUGCAACAUGGCUGGGAUUAAUUGUUAUUUAAUACACAUACAUCGUUAUUAUUUUUUGUAUCAUUCUGUAUUCUUCCAGCUCCUAGUGCACCUAUAUCUUUGUCUUCUGUUGAUGUGCCACCCAGCAAUUUGCAUGGUCCAAGAAUAACCUUGACCUGGAGCGAGCCUGCAGAGCCAAAUGGAGUUAUCAGAAGUUACACUUUGUUUUACAGCCACGAUGGAGUUGCACCAAGAGAGAUUUCUGGAAUAGACAAAGAUGCAUUGAAUCACACACUCGAUGUGUUAGGUGGAGUGACUUAUCAGUUUGAUGUCAGAGCUGUGACUAUUAAACCUGGACAAAAUAGGACGAUUACUGUAAUGUCCAGGGAAUAUGGUAAGCUUGUUAUAUUUAAGUGAAUUUCAAAGCACUUAAACACGUUUACACGACAUUGUAUAACAACACGAAAAGACCUCAUCUGGUUGAUUAUCAGUCGUAUUGAAAAAUAAUUUGAUUUCAAACAUCUAUUUUGUCUGUUUUAUUUGAUCUGCUCACCUUGAAAGGUAGUUACCAUAAAAGUCUUAAAGUGUGUCUAAUCCAUAAAAACGUUCUUCCUAUGAGUUAAAAUGUUGCGUAGCACGGAUUACCGAUCAACUCCAGUUUUAACACAGGUACAAUAACUUAUGUACUCCUUUUUGGACUAGAACAUCUAAGUGUCUGCUCCAGGGUUUAUUUAUGUCUAACAUUUUGUUGUGUAUUUUUCACAUGGGAAUAUUGGAAGAAAGAAGAAUUCCAUUCUAGUCUUAGGUUGGGUUAAUUUUUCAUCCAGGAGUUAUUUUACUUUAUGAAAAUUAUUUCUCGUGUUUGUAAAAUAGAGCCCAGUCGUGGACCAGAAGGGAUAUCCUCAUCCGCAGUGAACUCCAGAAAAAUCAAUAUAACUUGGCUUGGACUGUCAAGGGAAGUAGCCUAUGGCACUAUCAUAAACUAUGAAGUCAGGUUUAGUGUAGAAAAAAACUGUACAGAGAUUCAGUCUUCAUAUCCUUCAACUAUUAACACCACCGCUACUUAUAUUCUCGUGACUGGACUCUCCUUGUGUGCCAAGUAUGCAGUGUCUAUAAGAGGCUACACUGCAGUGGGGCCCGGACCUUAUAGCAGAUCUGUUAUGGAACAGAUAUUUCGUAAGUAAUUCAGUAACAUGUCUUGAUGCUGCUUUUUAUCCUCAGGUUGAUCUUUGAGAAGGAAUAUUUAAUCUAUGUUUAUCAAAACUCAGGUAAUCCCGUCAUCAAAGACCUCCCAAAAAGAACCGUUGUAGCACUUAACGAACUGGUAGUGUUGACAUGUGAGGUAAAUGGAGACUCUGAAGUUUCUGUAACCUGGACUAAGGAUGGACUCACCAGUAUACCUCGCGCUCAGUUCAAAAACAGUGGCAAAUACUUGUUAUACAGAAUUUUGUUCCUGGUGACAGUAGCGUUUAUGAAUGCAUAGCUAUGAACAUAUUUGGAGAGAGCCGUACAGCUUCGACACUCAUUGUCGCUGGUACGUAGAAACUGACUUACAUAAAAAAUUGCGUAUUAGUUGCGUAAUAACUUACUUCCUUUAAGUAAAUCCGUGGAAGAGCAGGUGUCUUUUUAGGUAUUAAGUGAAAGAGGUAGCAAAGUUUUUCCAAAGGUCAUGACCUACAAAUGUUCUACAAAGCACUAAUAUCAUCACCUUGACAACCUGUUUGCACCCCUUCUUCAGGCAGUUGUUGGAAGGUCACUGACGUAUCUCUCUGUGAACUCAAACUAAUCAAAUGUUUGAAAAUGGGAAGAAAGGUCAAAAAAACACAACGACGACGACCGAGAGAACUAACUAAUGUGCAAGCGAAAAGCACAUCAUGAUGGAGUUCUUGGAUUUUCCUUGCAGGAUUUUAGAUACAGGUGACAUUGCCUGAAUUUAUUUUGGCCUCUUUCUUUUUUUCACACACAGUGCCACCCAGCAUUAUAAAAGAAGUUUCGCCUUCUUCAGUGAUGUGUGAAAAGCAAACUCCGUGUCUUGUCUCGUGUCAAGCAACAAGUUACAUUCCAUUUAACUACUCAUGGACGAAAGAUGGCCAGGUUCCCACUGGUGAUGGCAUCAAGUUAAUGAAUAACAGUAUCAUUGUCACGCCACGGGAUGCACAAGAUUAUGGUCAGUAUGUGUGUCACACCACAAACAGCUUUGGAUCAACAAAGUACCAAAUCACUCUACUUGCUCCUAAGGAUACUCAAUAUAAUGACGGUAAAUAUCCCUCCUCACAAUUCAAACGCGCUUAA
Messenger RNA from Pocillopora meandrina, 2893 nucleotides. Lineage: Eukaryota; Metazoa; Cnidaria; Anthozoa; Scleractinia; Pocilloporidae. The record is from the annotation of a GenBank genome assembly.